Molecule: messenger RNA, 7587 nt
Organism: Gallus gallus (chicken)
Lineage: Eukaryota; Metazoa; Chordata; Aves; Galliformes; Phasianidae
Gene: GPLD1
Product: glycosylphosphatidylinositol specific phospholipase D1
Exons: 25
Coding region: 9-2516 (835 amino acids)
Cellular component (GO): extracellular region; extracellular matrix
Molecular function (GO): GPI anchor phospholipase D activity
Source: RefSeq, a predicted model, not a curated record
ACAGCAUCAUGGCUGGUCUGAAGAGCUGGUCUGUUUUGAUGAUUAUACUGUACAAUUUCUGUCAAAAAUGUGUUCCGAGUGGAAUUUCAACGCAUGUUGAAAUAGCACAUAGAGCUCUGGAAUUCUUCACCACACAUGAAGGGAAUGUUGACUAUAGAGAGUUGUUGCUAAACCACCAAGAUGCAUUUCAGGCUGGGAGCAUUUAUCCUGAUGCCUUUUAUCCUACAAUCUGCAAACGUGGGAUAUACCAUGAUGUGUCUGAAGAUACUCACUGGUCACCAUUUCUUAAUGCAAGUGUUCACUACAUCAGAAGAAAUUAUCCUCAGCCUUGGGAAGAGGCUACAGAGAAGCUGGUAGCCUUCCUGUUUGGAAUUGCCUCACAUAUGGUGGCAGAUGUUAGCUGGCAUAGCCUGGGCAUCGACCAAGGAUUUUUAAAGGCCAUGGGAGAAGUUGAUUUUCAUGGUUCAUAUUCUGAAGCUCACAGUGUUGGAGAUUUUGGAGGAGAUGUACUAAGUCAGUUUGAGCUGGACUUCAGUUAUCUGGCACCAAAUUGGUAUGUACCUGUCAAAGACCUAGCCUCUAUCUAUAAGGAAUUUUAUGGAAGAGAGAUCAUAACUGAAGGCACAAUUACUGACUGUACCUACCUGCUGUUUCUUGAACUACAUGGAGAAAGGCUCGCUGUUGCCAAGCUUUUUCCAACAUAUGCUAGUAAAUCUCCAUUUCUGGUGGAAAAGUUCCAUGAGUAUUUCCUUGGAGGAGUAGAUGACAUGGCAUUCUGGACAAACAAUAUUUUUGAGCAGAUGAGCCAAAUGCUAGAGAAUGGACUCAGUGGAUGCUUCCUGCCUGAGAACCCUCUGUUUAUAAACUGUACGAGGAACCACAAGGAUAACUACAUAAGCAAAGACUCAACAAAUGAACAUCACAAGAAUACAACUUCUUUACUUCCAAAGACAUUUGAAAAGAAUAUAACGUAUACAGAGAGAGGAGUUCACUUCAAUAUACAGUCUUGGGCAACAAAUUCCCUCCGAUUCAUAAAUCGUGCUUUUGCAAGAGGUAUCUGGACAGUGAUAGCAACUACACAUCAAAAAUCCACUAAGUACAUCUCCAAGCCACUAUCUUCAUAUUUUCUUGCUUCACCAUAUGCUAGACUUGGAUGGGCAAUGAUCUCAGCUGACCUAAACCAGGAUGGAUAUGAAGAUCUGGUAGCUGGAGCACCAGGUUACAGCACACUGGGCCACAUUCAGAUAGGAAGGGUGUAUAUAGUCUAUGGCAAUCAUUCAGGUUUGCCACAAGAAGACAUGGAUCUAGAUCGGAAAGCAGACCAAGUACUAGAGGGUCAUCAGCCUUCAGGCAGAUUUGGUUCUGCAUUGGCAGUCCUGGACUUCAAUGAGGAUGGAGUGCCAGAUCUGGCGAUUGGAGCACCUUCCGUGGGAUCUCAGUUUCUCACUUACAAAGGUGCUGUAUAUGUCUAUUAUGGAACUAAGGGAAGAGGCUUGGCAUCUCAACCAAACAUGACCAUAACUUGUCAGUAUUCCUACUGUAAUCUUGGUUGGUCCCUCCUGGCAGCUGACAUUGAUGGAGAUCAAAAUGCUGAUCUGGUUGUUGGCUCUCCAUAUGCACCUGGUAAUGGGCAGCAGAGAGGAUUUGUGGCUGCAUUUUACUCUUAUUUCAACAGAACUCACCAAGGACGUCUGUCUGUAGAGGAUGCCAACUGGAUGGUGAAUGGGGAAGAAAACUAUGCUUGGUUUGGAUUUUCACUUCAUAGCUGCCAACUGGAGAAUGCAACAUUACUGCUGAUUGGUAGCCCUACAUGGAAGAAUUGUGUUGAGUGCAAUCCAUUCUCAUCGGAUGUCAGACAGAGUGUCGGGAAAGUGUAUGGAUAUAACCCACCAAGCACAAAGCACUGGUUUACAAUAGCUGGAAACAAGGCAAUGGGCAGAAUGGGUUUGUCUCUGGCCAGUGGUGUGAUGUCUGUGGCUGGGAUCACCAGGACAGUUUUGGUGGUGGGUGCACCUACUACAGACAGUCUAUCUAGGAUUUCAUUUUUGUCCCCGGUGUUGCACCAAGCUGGACUAGCUCUGGUAUAUGAUCUGGCAGACAGCACCAAGCCUUCUUUGCUCAGUACAUUUAGAGGGGACAGAAGGUUUUCUCGCUUUGGAGGAGAUACAUACUUAAGUGACCUGGAUAAUGAUGGACUAGAUGAAAUGAUUGUAACAUCCCCCCUGCGAACUAACGAUAUCACCACAGUACUGUUCGGUGGGGCAGCUGGCCGUGUUUACAUUUAUAAUGGAAAUCAAACAUCUUCAGGGAAUGUGACAGACCACUGCAAAUCAUGGAUAUCUCCCUGUCCUGAGGACUGGGCACAGUAUGUCCUCAUUUCUCCUGAGGAACAAUCAAGAUUUGGAAGUUCUGUCAUCACUGUGAAAUCUGAAAAAAAGAAAGAAGUUGUAGUGGCAGCAGAGAGAAGUUCAGCGAAAGCUCGACUUGGUGGAAGGCUUUUUGUCUACUCACUCUGAACAGUCAUGGUAGUCUUUAAAACCAGGGCAAAACUGGUCUUUUAAGGAAAAAUCUCUGUAUUAUUUGUGAUACUUCCCUUAACCCCUAACAAACCAACAAAAAAACAUAACAGCGAACUUCAGUAGAUACAUGGUACAGUUAGCUAGGUAGCAUCCUACAGGGAUGCUCACUGAUCUUAAAUGAUGGCAAAUUUUCCCAGGUGAACUACCAAAACAACUUUUUGUUGUGAGGUUAACCAAAAGGAUUUAUUAAUCAAUGUUUAGCAGCAAACACUCUACUGCUUACUACACUAAUUAUUAAGCAAGCUUGAAAUACAUCAGAAUCUAACACAUUUUCCUUCUACAAAAUUACUGCUAGUUGGUGUCUUGAUAUCUUUUUCUCCCCUGUAGCCCCUUGAGCUACAGGGCCAAUUGUAUUUUCAUAAUUAAAUCCUAUUAUUUUUACGUUCCAUUGGUGAAGCUUAACAUAAGUUCUUUGGGCAUCUAUACUUGAGAUUAUUGAAAUUUGAGGCCCUGUACUGAAUAAAACAUUUACUGUUUGUCUUUGGGGACUGACUGGGACAUAAAUGUGAGAGUCAUCUGUAUUAUCCCAUUGUUAUGUUUCAAUUCUUUGGACAGGUAGCCCAAGUAGUAUUCAGGGCUUACUUGUUUUUUGGCUGCAGUGUUUACAGUUCCUCCUUAAGAGGUCUAAAAUGAUUAUUCACAUGGGUUUGGAAAGCAGGUUGUUGUUUGGUUUGCUUCACGUUCCCUGUUACUCCUUGUUUUUGAAAGGCCAGGUCUAGACCUAGGUAUAGCUCCAUUUGGUCAGUCCUGUAUGACUACCCAAGGUAUGCUUCAUGCAAAGGCUUUUCUCCAAAGCUUAUGCCUCUCCUAGGAACUUACAAUUUCGUAAGGGGGCUCUUGAGAUUAGGGAAGGUGUUGGGGUGUCUGUUUUACUUGUGUAACCAACCUGCAGUCUACUUGACCUCCUUCCCGCCAUGCUCCCACCGCUCCUGGCCAUGGCAUGGGACUACAACCACCUUUCCAGUUUGCUCAUCAUUGGUGACAGCAGUGUGGGCAAGAUCAGUUUGUUGUUGUGUUUUGCAGACAAUACAUUCUCAGGCAGCUACAUUAUCACAGUUGGAGUGGAUUUUAAAAUCCAGACAGUUUAGAUCAGUGGAGAGGAAGUGAAACUGUUGAUCUGGGACACAAGUGAACGAGAGCGCUUCCAAAUUAUUACAUCAAUAUAUUACUGAGGAACACAUGGGAUCAUUGUUGUCUAAGAUGUAACCAGUACAGAAUACAGUGUUUGCAUGAAAUUAAUCAAACUUGUGAUGAUGUCUGUCAUACUAGUGGGGACAAGAAUGAUGAACAACAGUGAAAAGUAGUAGACACAGAGGAUGUCUUUAAAUUUCCUGGGCAGAUGGAAAUACAAUUGUUUGAGAUCAGUGUCAAAGAAAAUACCAAUGUGGAAGAGAUGUUUAACUGCAUUACGGAGCCAGUUCUAUGAGCAGAGAAAGAUAACUUAGUAAAGCAGUAACAGCAGAAACAGAAUGUUGUGAUGAAGCUAACAAACAACAGUAAAAGGAAGAUGCAGUGCUGCUAAUGCCCUUUUCCUACUGAAGAGAUUCUGCUCUGACAGAUCAGCCCUCCCACUAUACUCAGGCAAGUCCACUGGGGACGACUUUGGAAGACUUCCUCAGUUUUGUGCCAUUAUUUAAAUAUUAUUUUUUCCCCAUGUUUUCUAUCAAGAGGCACUGGCAAACUACCACUUCAGUUCCAAGAAAGUACUGGAUGGAGUCUCACCCCUCUCCCCUCCCCUGCUUGCUCCAGUGCGCACUGUAGACAAGAAAGGACAUUGCCUACCAAGUGGUCUAAUUAACCCAAGAGUUUCUAUGUAAUGUAUACUGCUUUAAACAGCUUAGCCUCCCUGUUGUUGCUUUGGCUUAUGCCUUCUUUAUGUCAACCAAUCACAGACUAAAAAUUCCUCUUUAUAAUGAAAUAGUUCUUAAUUCAAGUUGGCUCCAGCCUGGCAGCAGCUGCUUCCUUGGGCCUCUUGCUUCAUUUUUGCUGGGCUCCAGGCUAGUAACUGUUACGCCCAGGGCAUGUAUCUUCACUUUGAGUUGUACAUUUUCAUUGGGGCAUAGGCUCUAUUUUUCUAGGUACCAGGAUUGCAAGUGUUGCUGCUGGAGCCCAAGGUUUCAUUUCUCCAGCCUCUGGCCUGGCAUCUUGUGCUGCUGCUGAGGGGGGCCUUGAGUUUCAGUUUGCCACCAUGAUCUAGAUUUGUGGCUGGGUCCUUUGAUACCACCUUCUUGUGCAGCAGCCCAGCUGUACCUGUGCUCUCCUUUAUUUUCAGCAUCAUUCCCAGGAUACUUCUAUGAGAAAGGAAGACUAUUGUUCAAUGUAAGGAAAUUGAAAGAUUCCUUGUUUGGGUUAUGCAGUGGUGGAGGAUGAUCACUGGUAACAAACUGGUCACACUGUACCCAGCAACGUUUUUCCAUGUUGGCUUUUCUGGGAAAACAAGGGUCCAGCUUACCCUAGGUCAUACCUCAUCCAGUUUCUCAACCAUGAACAAUGAUGUACUGCAUCAGUCCCACUGAAUGGGUCAGUGGUGAGACUGGCCAUUUCCACAUUUUGCUCCACAUACUGCUUCAUUUUGUCCCUUUUUGCAAUGAGGAGUGAUUUUAGAAAAGCAAGAACUCCCCCAAAUCAGUGGUUUCAUGGAUUGAGGGUCUACAGGGCAGAGAUAGGGCAAUUUCCAUGUACAUUCAUUCAUAGCCUGGAUGUAAACUGUCUUUCUAGUGGCAACAGAAAGUUUGUUUAGUGAUUGAGUUGGUGUAGUGGUGGGCUCCCCCUUUUCCUGAGGGGGGAGUGUGCUGGGCAAAUUAACUUCUGUGAGCAGCAGCAACACUUCACCUAGUACAAGCAAGCCAGUCUGAAAACUUUUUGGAGACUAAAAUGAGCAAUAGACUAAAUUUCAGCAGCCAAUUUUGUCUGUAUAAGGUAUGCUGAGUAACUGUGUCAUCUUCAGCUCUAAUUAUCAGGUCACCUUCUUUACCGGUCAAGUUUGUGCUUUCCCUUGACAGAAUUAAGAAGAAAUAGCAUGUGAUUUACAUUAUUAGCAUACUGUGAUAAAGAUGGGGAUUCUAAGACAUGAAGAGUUGCUUUCAGGAUAGUAAGCAUGAAGGAAGGGCACCUAUAAUCCAAAAAGAACAGGUAGAUGCCAAUAAGAAAGAUCUUCUCUAUCUCUAGCAAGUGUUGAGGCCCACGCUAAGAGUCUAGGUCAGCUGGGUUGUCCCCAGAAGAGGGCAAUGCAAGACUGAUUAACUUUUAGGAAAUACUUUUGCACUCAUGGCUGAAACUGUUCGGAUACCCUUUUUUAUGCUUUUGGGUAAAAUUCCAUGAGCAUGAUAACUUAGAAUUGUGCUUUUAUUGUUAACAGUAUUGCCUUCAACUUACAUUAAUGUUGUAUAAUGCAGGUUAACAGUGCGCAUCAUUCUAUUAGAAAUCUAGAGCACCAAUAUGUUAUGCUAUUAUUAACAGCAAUCCAUAGAUACGUAUGUAUCUGCAUUUUCUCUUUCUUGUCUCCUUGACAAACGCAAGGCAUUAUUCUUAAUAACACAAGUCAGUGGAAUAGCACAGAUUUCUAAAGGCCAUACUUCAAGCAGAACACAUCUCAACUUACGUUCUUAAGAAUUCUCUCUCAGGAAGGUUCUCUUAAAAAAAAAAAAAAAAAAAGAAAAGAUGACAAGGCAAACAUUAGCAAACAUUAGCCUGAUGUGUUCUGACAUCUAUUUUGGGGACCUCAUCACCCAAUAGAAAAAAUAACUACACAGCUGAGUUACUUUGAAAUCUGCACUUCAUGGAAGGCUUUAUUUUUUCUGUGUAUGAUCUCAGAGUAAUUCCAUUGCACAUCAGUGCAUUUUAGUUACUUGAAUGGUAUGAAAAUCACUAAAAGUUUGUAUAUCUCUGUAAAGAGAACAGCAGUCUUUUAAAAGAACUGUCUUUCUGUCAGUGCUUUGAUUAUGCUGCAAGUAGUUAUGCACAGGAGGAAUCAACACAUUAUACAGAAGCCUCUCUCUGCACAGAGGACAGUGCAUAGAAAGUUAAAAUGAAAACUUACAAACAGCCACAUAAAUCCUUUUCGGUUCUGGCUUAAUGCAACUAUUACUUGGAACCGUAUGCAUCCAUAUCCCAUUGCCCACUGCACUUUCUUGGGGUUUAUCAGUAACGAUGUCAGAGCCACUGUUUUUUCCACUACAAAAACUAGAUUUCUAUUUAAAAAAAUUUUGGAGUUUAGGAGUUGUGGGUUUUUUGCUUUUACAUCUCUACCCACUGCAAAAUAUUCACCCAAAACAUUUAAAAGCAUUACAAAGACCAGCAGUUUUCUCACUUUCUUAUGCUUUUUAUAUAUGUAGUUGAAGUCACACGCAGAGAAAGAACUCUUAAUAAUACUUAAUAGUAAUUAAGUACAACUAAUUUAAACAUAACUAAAAUCACAGGCUUGCAUAAUACUGACUUACGUACCCUUUCCAUUUCAGACUCAUUAGUUUUGAGUCAAACUGUUCUCAGCUACAGCUGUCUUUCCAUCUCCUGCAAGUACACCGAUUUAUCUGGUGGCACCUGUAACACCGCAUGGUACUGAGGUUAAAAAAGCCCAAACAAAAACCUAGGCAGUUAGCAACCUGACUUGGAAAGAUAUUUUUUACUUCCUCUACAGACUGAAACAAGCCAGUAGAGAGCCAUGCCCUCAGAGGACUCAAAGAUGAAUCCUAAGAAAAAGCGCAAAUAGUCUUUCAGUCCAGCAUGGGACACAGGCUAUGUUAAUGCAUACUCAAAUAGCAGCAGAUAACUACAGUCCACAUUACUAAUGGACCUGCUUUUCAAGUUAUUAAGAGUGCAUAUAGCUUGGACUUAAAUUUUUAAGUAAUACCCCCAGUAAGUCACAUUUCAAAACUCACUUAGAUUAGGAUAGGCUGUAUUAUUUCUGGUUACUGUCAAAUUUGAAGCAGUGCUUCACAAAACACAUAUGCUUUUGGCUUCUGAAAAAAAUCAAUUCUCUUCAAUUAGCAGAGCUUUAAAAAUAAAUAAA